AUGGCUGGUGCUGCAGUUAUUGGCGUCUUCCUUUCGCUGUUCCUUGGCACCCCCAUAGCUGUCUUUGCUACUGUCCUCAUCGGCAAGGCGAGCUGCGUGUUCGUUCCGCCAGUACGGCUCUAUUUGUGUUGUCAGCGAGCAUGGACACCCGUAAACGCCGUUCGUUCCGUCAACAGCAGCUAUGGACUAUAUGGAGGCCACAGCCGCAGCAGUCAAUACGGUAACUACUGGGGUAGUCAGUACGGCAGCAGCGACCACUUGAACGUCCCUCACCACCAAGCGCCACCAGCUGAGUACACUUGGUGGAGGAAAGCGAAGGAACAGGGAUGCGCAUUCGGGGCCGUAGCAGUACGAACCAUUACAGGAAUCAACAUGCCGGCAAGAGCGUCGACCGAGGAGGGCAUGGUUCCUGAACCAAGCAUCGAGGUCAACACGACUCAGCCAGCUCAUCCUGGCGCUCUUCCGAUCACUGACGACAGAACCGUUGCCUUUGAGGAAAACGAGAAUUGGCUAGGUCGAACAAGAUAG
Gamsiella multidivaricata is the source of this 528-nucleotide messenger RNA. RefSeq lists its product as uncharacterized. The transcript is spliced from 3 exons. Bases 1 to 528 code for a protein of 175 amino acids. The record is from RefSeq and is a predicted model, not a curated record. Lineage: Eukaryota; Fungi; Mortierellomycota; Mortierellomycetes; Mortierellales; Mortierellaceae.